Messenger RNA from Peniophora sp. CBMAI 1063, 1539 nucleotides. Lineage: Eukaryota; Fungi; Basidiomycota; Agaricomycetes; Russulales; Peniophoraceae. The record is from the annotation of a GenBank genome assembly.
AUGUCUGAUGGAUUGCUCGGACCGGCCCUGCAGGCAACCGCCGCGAUCAUCUUCGUUUAUCUGGUGUAUCGCUUCCUAACACGCUCGCGGCCACCACCUGCACUCCGCUCUGCAGCUUUGCUUGUUCUCGGAGAUGUUGGACGAAGCCCCCGAAUGAUGUACCAUGCCGAGAGCUUCGCUAAGUUAGGGUUUGAGACGUACAUUGUCGGAUACGAGGGCGCAACACCCACUGCAUCUCUACUUUCACUGCCUCGUGUACGGUUCCUCUAUUUGCCGCCGCCGCCUUUGGCCGUACGGGCACUGCCGUUUCUCUUGGGUGCGCCCUGGAAAGUAGCGCAUCAAUGCAUCUCUAUACUGCAAGCAUUGCUCGUCAGAGCGCCACACCCACCUGAAUAUCUACUCGUACAGAACCCUCCGAGUAUCCCUACACUCGCUCUCGUCUCGUUGAUAGCAGCUACAAGGGGCACGAAAGUCAUCAUCGACUGGCACAACCUAGGCUACAGUAUCUUGGCCCUUAAACUCGGGGAAAAGCAUCUCUUUGUGAAGCUUGCACGAUGGUUUGAGGCAACAUUUGGCCGUAGAGCUUAUGCGCAUCUCUUCGUGACUCAAGCUAUGUGUGAUUUCCUAUCACGUGAAUGGGGUCUUCAAGGCCGCAAGGUCGUACUUCAUGAUCGCCCUCCAGCGCACUUCCGCCAUGCAGCACCAUCAGACGUUCAUGAGCUGUUUCUACGUCUGGCGCCCAAUCUUCCGACCGACUUCUUACCUCGGUAUUCCACUCCAUAUUCAACACCUAUGACUGAGGUCAAAGCAUCGCGCACAAGCUCCGUCGAUUCAGCCAUCACUGAUCCCGCCAUGGCCACGAACCAGCUAGCCAUGCCUGUUCUGCGAAAGGAUCGUCCCGCCCUUGUCGUAAGCAGUACCAGUUGGACCCCCGAUGAAGACUUCUCCAUUUUGCUCGCCGCGUUGUCUGCAUACGAGCACGCGGCGCGCUCUCCUGAUUCGAAACUGCCCAAGCUCCUCUGUGUGGUAACCGGAAAGGGGCCGGAUCGCGACAAGUACAUGGCAGAAGUCGCAAACCUGCAACGCGGGACGGGCGAGGAGACGCCUUGGGUGCAUGUUCGCUGCAUCAGCUUGUGGCUAGAAGCGGAGGACUACCCAGUCCUUCUCGGUUCGGCGGAUGUUGGAGUCUCCCUCCAUGCCAGUUCGUCUGCUUUAGACCUACCGAUGAAGAUUGUCGACAUGUUCGGAUGCGAGCUACCUGUAUGCGCGUUGGACUUUGCCUGCUUGCCGGAGCUGGUGCGUCACGAAGAGAAUGGUCUCGUAUUCCGCACAGCCGAAGAGCUGGCGAUGCAUUUGCAGACACUGCUGAGAGGCUUCCCCAGCAUCUCGCCCGCACUGCGCUCGCUCCAGAGCAAUCUUCGAACAGGGUCACAUCCCACGGGUAACCCCUCUAUCGGGGAGGAAACAUCGUGGGGUUCGUGGGACGAAAAUUGGGACGCCGUCGUUCGUCCAUUGGUUGUACAUAGCAUAGAGAAUUGA